AUGGCCACCCACACACCCGGUCAAUGGUCAGUUUCUCCCGAGGAAGGGCGGGGGCCUGAACUGGAGGGAGCCUGUGUCCUUGUCUCCUCGAACAAGGCUGAAGGAAAGGGACGGGCAGAGGCCGCUUGUGGAGGUCUAAAGUACGAGAGUUUAAAUGGGCCGCCAACGUUCCAAGCGUCGUGCUGGGAGGGAGAGAAGCAAACCAGUACUUCGUUACCUCCCUCUCAGCCCGGUCCCCUCGGUAGACUGCGCCUGCGUAUUCCCCCCACCCUCUCCUACUGUUCUCCUCCUUCCCACGGCGCCGCCGCAGGCCCUAGCUGCAGGAGGACUGAGGUCAGUCCUCCUGGGCGCGCAGGGCCGGCUGGGAACUUCUACGCCCAAAAGAUGGCGCCUGGAAUUGUGUCACCAUUUAAGAGAGUUUUUCUAAAAGGAGAAAAGGGUCGGGAUAAGAAGGCCCAUGAGAAGGUCACAGAAAGACGCCCUCUUCAUACUGUGGUGCUAUCUCUGCCUGAUCGAGUUGAACCAGAUAUCCUGCUUAAUGACUACAUUGAAAAGGAAGUAAAGUAUUUAGGUCAAUUAACAUCAAUCCCAGGAUACCUGAAUCCCUCCAGUCGUACUGAAAUUCUGCAUUUCAUAGAUAAUGCAAAGAGGGCUCAUCAGCUCCCGGGGCACUUGACCCAGGAACAUGAUGCUGUGAUCAGUCUCUCUGCCUACAACAUAAAGCUGGUGUGGAGAGAUGGAGAAGACAUCAUACUCAGGGUUCCCAUCCAUGACAUUGCAGCAGUUUCCUACAUCCGGGAUGACUCAUCGCACCUCGUGGUGCUGAAAACAGCUCAGGACCCUGGAAUUUCCCCUAGCCAGAGCCUGUGUGCAGAAGGCUCCAAAACCCUCACCUCAGGCUCCCUGUCCGAAAGUGGAGUGGUACCGGUGGAAGCAUGCUGCUUGGUAAUCCUGGCUACAGAAAACAAAGUGGCCGCAGAAGAACUCUGUUCCCUACUCAGCCAAGUCUUCCAGAUUGUUUACACAGAGUCCACCAUAGACUUCUUAGACCGAGCAAUAUUUGAUGGGGCCUCUACGCCCACACGCCAACUGUCCCUGCACAGCGAUGACUCUUCUACGAAAGUGGACAUUAAAGAAGCCUAUGAAAGUGAAGCCAACCCUUUCUUUUUGAAAUUACCGGAUGCAGGUGCCACCUCAUCUUCUUCCUACACACAGCCAUCUCCUCACAUCAAAACAGUCAGCGAGAGUGAGCUGAGCACCACGGCCUCUGAACUCCUGCAGGAUUACAUGAUGACGCUGAGAACCAAGCUGUCAUCCCAAGAGAUCCAGCAGUUUGCCAUGUUACUGCAUGAGUACCGAAAUGGGGCCUCCAUUCAUGAGUUUUGCAUCAACCUACGGCAACUUUAUGGAGAUAGUAGGAAGUUCCUGUUGCUAGGUCUGAGGCCCUUCAUCCCAGAAAAGGACAGUCAACAUUUUGAGAACUUUCUGGAGACAAUUGGAGUAAAGGAUGGUCGGGGCAUCAUCACUGACAGCUUUGGAAGGUACCGGCGGGCAAUGAGCACCACAUCCAACUCGACCACCAACGGGAAUGGGGCCGCAGGCAGCUCAGAUGACCAGUCCGCACCAUCAGAAGGGGACGAGUGGGACCGCAUGAUCUCUGAUAUCAGCAAUGACAUUGAGGCACUGGGCUGCAGCAUGGACCAGGACUCUUCAUGAGGAAGAAGCUUGGAGGAGGGGAUGAGAAAGCUCUCAGAUCUCCAAGGGGCCUUCCCCUCCUUAUCCUGGUCCUUCCUCAGAAAAGGUUCUAGGGGACCAGCUGUCAUGUUGAGCCCUUUGUUUCCUUCUUUAGUGGUGGGAAGCAGGUGGUGUCAUUAGAUAGCAUGGGUGAGCUAGGACCCUUCUACUGUGAAGAAAUGAAUGUGUGGUAAGAGGAGGAGGGGUAUUGGGUGCCAGGAAUAGAGGAGAGCCUUGCAGUCAUCCAAACUGUCCAUGUUCCUUGCUCCUGGGUGGGAGUAUGUCAGCCAAGGUAUGGCAGAAGGAUGGGAAAAGGAGCCACCUUGGUGAAGGAAGUGGUUUCCUUUAGUUCCCCUGGACAGUUUACAGUUUUGCACAUGAUGUUCCUGUUGUAACUCUCAGAGACCUUUUUUGGAAAAUGAAGUUUAUCACAAUGUGAAUAAUUUAAAUCUCUUGUUGUCAGACACAUUUCUAGUCUAAAUGAGGAGGUUGUGUGUACGGAGAGAAGUAGUUUUUAGGUGGUAGGCAUGUCCCAUUUUAAGUGGUUGCCCAGGGGUGCUGGAAAAGGCGGCUGGGCUAUCUGGAGAAUGGCACUCAGGAGUUUUUUUCUGCUGACUUCU
This is a messenger RNA of Gracilinanus agilis (Agile Gracile Mouse Opossum), 2354 nucleotides long. It is a transcript of the gene CCM2, whose product is annotated as CCM2 scaffold protein. The record is from RefSeq and is a predicted model, not a curated record. Gene Ontology annotation, biological process: heart development; vasculogenesis. NCBI's taxonomy places the organism in Eukaryota, Metazoa, Chordata, Mammalia, Didelphimorphia, Didelphidae. The transcript has 10 exons. Bases 1 to 1716 code for a protein of 571 amino acids.